AGACAGAAGAGUAUGAACAGGAAACCAUCUGAGGGAGGCAGAGGGAAACGGUACUCAUAUAAACUACUCCACGAGUACAACGUGGAGACUGUGGUGGUGGCAGACCCAGCCAUGGUCAGCUACCACGGCUCAGAUGCAGCCAAACGAUUCAUCCUCACCAUCAUGAAUAUGGUAUGUACAUAGAAUUACAUAUACUAUAAAUAUAUUAUACUAUACAUAUAGAAUCAUUUCAUAGGAUAUCUAUGGGUAUGUGUCUCUGUUCUCUGGUCCUGUCCAGAAACAACCCCUUAAACCACGGGUGUCAAACAUACCGCCCGCGGGUGGUUUGAGUAAAAUGACUAAAAUGUGUAGAAAUAAUAAUGGACCUACAUUCAUACAGUUUCUUGACUGUGUCCAGCUUGAUAAUAAUCACCGAAAUGACAGGUAGACAGUCAGGGAGCACCGAAAAUUCAAAAAGAAGACAUUCAUUGAAGACCGAAUGUGGCCCCUGGGACACCCUAACCUUACCCCUAUCCCCCUACCCCUACCCCCCUACCCCCUACCCCUACCCCUACCCCUACCCCCCUGUACUUCCCUGGCCCUAUCCAGAAAAGCCUCUAAACCCCUAGGCACUUGCUUAGAACUGAAAGGAAGGGAUAUGUGUAUUGCUGCGAUAUAGCAAUAUACUCUUGUUGCUGUGUUAUUACAAGGGUUUUACAUUAUAUCCAUUCCUUUCUUUUUGCAGGUUUUCAACUUGUUUCAACACAAGAGCCUGGGCAUACAGAUCAAUAUCAGAUUGACUAAACUUGUGCUGCUUCAGGAAACACCAGUAAGAGACAUCAAGCUAACACUACUUCAGCUGUACAGUAUGGGCCAUAACCUACAAACCAGAUUCACUUAGAGUAACUUAACUUCUAUAUUCUACAACAAGAAUAUUUUGAAUGUCAUGUCAUGAACACAUCAUAAGCAGUCAUAGUGCCUUAUGUCAGGUCAUAACAAUGAAUUACAUUUCUAUUUUGAUCUCUUUCUCUCCCUCUGUCUGUCUGUCUGUCUGUCUGUCUGUCUGUCUGUCUGUCUGUCUGUCUGUCUGUCUGUCUGUCUGUCUGUCUGUCUGUCUGUCUGUCUGUCUGUCUGUCUGUCUGUCUGUCUGUCUGUCUGUCUGUCUGUCUCUUUGUCUGUCUGUCUGUCUGUCUGUCUGUCUGUCUGUCUGUCUGUCUGUCUGUCUGUCUGUCUGUCUCUCUGUCUGUCUCUCUGUCUGUCUGUCUGUCUGUCUGUCUGUCUCUCUCUCUCUCUGUCUGUCUGUCUGUCUCUCUGUCUGUCUAUGCAGUCAGACAUGUACAUUGGUCACCAUGGUGAGAAGAUGCUGGAGAGCUUCUGUCGUUGGCAGCAGGAGGAGUAUGGGAAGAAGAGUGUGAUGUCAGACUUUAGCACUCGGUGGAGGGAGGACUUACCCUCCGUGGACACGGCCAUUCUAAUCACAAGGUACUGUGUCCAUGGCAUGCACUGUUCAUAG
Molecule: messenger RNA, 1492 nt
Organism: Coregonus sp. 'balchen'
Lineage: Eukaryota; Metazoa; Chordata; Actinopteri; Salmoniformes; Salmonidae
Source: the annotation of a GenBank genome assembly